Messenger RNA from Octodon degus (degu), 1300 nucleotides. RefSeq names its product transmembrane protein 230 (gene Tmem230). The transcript is spliced from 4 exons. Gene Ontology annotation, cellular component: synaptic vesicle; endomembrane system. The record is from RefSeq and is a predicted model, not a curated record. NCBI's taxonomy places the organism in Eukaryota, Metazoa, Chordata, Mammalia, Rodentia, Octodontidae. Gene Ontology annotation, biological process: synaptic vesicle transport. Bases 345 to 707 code for a protein of 120 amino acids.
GCUUCAGCUCGCUGGGGUUUGGGGUGGCAGUUAGGUUGGGGGUGCUACGCGGCAUUAGUGCUCCCCACAGCUCUCGGCGGCUGAGCUUCCUGCACGUGGACGGCGCGGCGCGUCCUGCGGUGAGGCGGCGGCGGCGGCGGCCGGGACGGGCGCGCCCUCCUCCUCGAGCCCGUGCUGCGCCGACCGUGACACCGCGGCCCUCGGGCGCCGCCGGAGCGCGCUUGGCCCCUCGCCAGAACCGGUGUUGUCUAUCCUACGCCUGACCUCGCGUCGGUUCGUAGUUCUCUCGGUGGCGACGUCUGAAGACUAUCGGGAAAAUAGCACUGUAGCUGCGUCAGUGUGUAAUGAUGCCGUCCCGAACCAACGUGGCUACUGGAAUUCCUAGUAGUAAAGUAAAAUACUCAAGGCUCUCCAGCACAGACGAUGGCUACAUUGACCUUCAGUUUAAGAAAAGUCCUCCUAAGAUCCCCUACAAAGCCAUCGCACUUGCCACUGUGCUGUUUUUGAUCGGUGCCUUUCUUAUUAUCAUAGGCUCCCUCCUGUUGUCGGGCUACAUCAGCAAAGGGGGGGCAGACCGGGCCAUUCCAGUCCUGAUCAUUGGCAUUCUGGUGUUCCUGCCAGGAUUUUACCACCUGCGCAUUGCCUACUAUGCAUCCAAAGGCUACCGGGGUUACUCCUAUGAUGACAUUCCGGAUUUUGAUGACUAGCACCUCAACCCCAAGAAGAGUUACGGUGGAGCAACACCCAGCUUUUACAAUACUGAGUGGAAACCAUGGCUAAGAGCUGAGGAAUUUUACAUUUAGUAGAUGUUUAACAAAUAAGUGGCCAGAUUUUAUGGGUCCAUCCUGAAGAUGUUUACUGAGCUUACAAUUCACUAAUUAAGGCACGUUCUUGUAUUCAUCUCCUGGCUCUGGCUAAAGCUCAACAAGUUUUUCCACAUGAGCAUGUACAUGGAAGAACAGCAUUGUUAAUUGUCUCGGAAAGCAGGGCGUGACUGUGUAGUGGAAAGCAGUAGUACAACUACCCUCUCUUAAACAGUCUUCACUGUCACUUUGUCUUACAGCAAAUGGAAAUACGCAGACUGUAAUUUCCUUGUUAAGUAUUUAUUUUUAAGAUACUUCAGAACCUUCCCCCUUCUGCAUAUCUGCACCUUCGUGUUCUAUGGGAAACCUGGGUAAAAUCAGGUAUCAGUGUGAGUCCUUCUGUAAUAUUUUUACUUGCUUUGUUAUUGACAGCAACCAGGAAUUUUUUGUACCAUAGAGUGAGUUUUCAAAAUACAAACAUUGUCUCUGACGACCAG